Austrofundulus limnaeus is the source of this 1854-nucleotide messenger RNA. Its product is annotated as STKc_SGK domain-containing protein. The transcript has 13 exons. Bases 108 to 1376 code for a protein of 422 amino acids. The record is from RefSeq and is a predicted model, not a curated record. Gene Ontology annotation, biological process: protein phosphorylation. Gene Ontology annotation, molecular function: ATP binding; phosphatidylinositol binding; protein serine/threonine kinase activity. Lineage: Eukaryota; Metazoa; Chordata; Actinopteri; Cyprinodontiformes; Rivulidae.
CUGGUUCGGCUGCAGUCUGAGGAGYGGGAUUCUGUGAUCGUUGCGGGAUUUUUGCGUUUUUUUUGUGUUCCGUGUUCACACUGGACCCUCGGUACCGGGUCGGAACCAUGGCGGUGACGGAGGCGGGAUGUGACCUGACUUACUGCAAGAUGCGCGGGAUCGUUGCGGUUCUGACCGCUUUCAUCAAGGACCGGAAACUGGGUCUGAAUGACUUCAUCCAGAAGCUGGUGUCCUCCCCCCACAUCUGCCAACACGUGGAGGUCAACAACUUCCUGAAGAUCGAUGAAAACCAGAACGAGGCUGAGGAUGGAGCUCAGAUGUUCCUGAACCCUCGCAGCUCCCUGGCUGAGGACCUCCAGGUCAAACCGUGUGACUUCGACUACCUGAAGAUCAUCGGGAAAGGCAGCUUUGGGAAGGUUCUUCUGGCCCGGCACAAGGAGACCGCCAAGUACUACGCUGUCAAGGUCCUGCAGAAGAAGAUCAUCCUGAAGAAGAAGGAGCAAAAACACAUCAUGGCAGAGCGCAGCGUCCUCAUGAAGAACAUCAAGCACCCCUUCCUGGUGGGUCUGCACUACAGCUUCCAGACCGCAGACAAGCUCUACUUUGUUCUGGACUACGUCAACGGAGGCGAGCUCUUCUAUCACCUGCAGAGAGAACGCAUCUUCCUGGAGCCCAGAGCUCGCUUCUACGCUGCUGAAAUCGCCAGUGCCCUGGGCUACCUGCACUCCCUGCACAUCGUGUACCGGGACCUGAAGCCGGAGAACAUCCUGCUGGACUCACAGGGUCACAUUGUCCUGACUGACUUUGGACUCUGCAAAGAAGGCUUGGAGCCCAACGGAACCACAACCACGUUCUGUGGAACACCUGAGUAUUUAGCUCCUGAGGUUCUGCAGAAGCAGGCGUACGACYGCACGGUGGACUGGUGGUGCCUGGGCUCCGUGCUCUACGAGAUGCUCUACGGACUUCCUCCGUUCUACAGCCGCAACACGGCCGAGAUGUACAGCAACAUCCUGCACAAAGCUCCGGUCCUGAAGCCCAACGUGUCCAACGCCGGCAGGGAGCUGCUGGAGGGGCUGCUGCAGAAGGACCGGUCCAAGCGGCUCGGAGCCCGGGACGACUUCCUGGAGCUGAAGUACCACUCCUUCUUCUCCCCGAUCAGCUGGGACGACCUGAUGGCCAAGAAGAUCACCCCUCCGUUCAUCCCCUCCGUGUCCGGUCCCACAGACCUGCGACACUUCGACCCGGAGUUCACCCACCUGCCGGUGUCCUCGUCCCUCUGCAGUGACACGGCCAUGGUGACCAGCAGCCUGAAGGAAGCAGCCGCAGCCUUCCCAGGCUUCUCCUACGGACCCCCGGCAGAUCACUCCUUCAUGUGAGCRGACCGGACCCUGAGACGUGGACCUCUAACAGACUCUGGUUCUGACGGAUGUGACGGGUCGAUGGAUCCAAACUUCUGCCUGGAUCUGUAAUGUGCCAAGAGAGGAGGUUCUCCAGGACCUGACAGAUCCCUGCGCUGGUUCUGGAGCUCCCAGCUGCUGGUGAAGUGCCUGAUGGAGGAGACCCGGUCCGGACCGGCUCGUUAAACACGAUGCCUUCGUGGACAGUCAGUCGUGUCAUUUGCACUCGAGGAAACAAGUGUUGGAGAAARUGGAGCGUUUGUUUUGUUCAGAGCAGCUUUGGAUCUUAAUGGUGCACAUCUGUGGACCGCAGAAAWAUCACAAAACAAACUUUUCUCUGACCUGUUGCUCCUCAAACUCUGACCUGUUCCUGUACUGUAGAACAAAAACAUAUUUUAUUGUGAAAAUACAAGGUUUACUUCCUGAAAUAUCAUAAAUACAUCCUGAUGUAAAUAUC